ACAAGUCACUUAUCCAGUCAAAUCAAUUUGAACAGCAUUUAUACACAGUUAUAUGCAUGAAUACAUAUGUAGUUUGCUAGUUAUAAUGCACUGACAAUUUUGUUUCCGUAUUUUCUUGCCCCCAAUUGUUCAUUUGUACUGAUAAAUCAGGAUAACUGUAACUCAAUCUUCUCCAAGUGACAUUAGAACAUUUAAUCAUCAUUUUGUUAACAUUCCUAGUUGUAAUGCACUGACAAUUUUAUGAUCCAACAAUUUAUAGUUUCACUCACAUGUUUCAAUGUUACUUCUUGCUCGUAUUUUCUUGCAGCCAACUGUUAAUUUUUACUGAUAAAUCAUGGAAACUGUAAUUUAAUCAUCUCCAAGUGACAUUAGAAUAUUUAAUCAUUGUUUCGUUAAUGUUCCGUGAAUCAAUUUGAAGCAAGUCUCAUUAUUAAUAGACAGCUUUGAGCGGUUUUUUAGUUUUAAAAUAUAACAACAAAUCAUAUGUGAGCCAUUGUUUUGGACCAAUAGACUCUUUUUGAAAUGACUAAAGUUACCAUAGUCGGUAUUUCUGGAGUAACUAAUGGUGGUAAAACCACUUUGUCCACUAAGAUUAUCGAAAAAUUUCCAAACUCAAUAUUAAUAAGACAAGAUGACUAUUUUCGGGAAGAGGAUGACCCUAAUCAUAUAUGGAUUACCUUAAAAAGUGGAAGAAAACAUCAAAAUUGGGAGUCACUCAACGCUGUGAAUUGGGACAAAUUAAAAUCUCAGGUUAAUUUGACUUUGAGUGAAUUAUCUAACACCAGCAAUCCUCUUCUUAUAAUUGAAGGGCAUCUUAUCUUCAACUAUAGGAAUUUUCCUUUCAAAUUUGACUUGAAAUUUUUCUUCACACUACCAAAAGAGGAAUGCUUUCGUCGCCGAUUGGAUCGUAAUUAUGUUCCAGCCGAUCCACCCGGUUAUUUUGAUGAAAUCGUUUGGCCUAUGUAUCUUAAAAAUAAGGAAGGAAUGGGAAAAUCGACGCAUGAUAUAAUCUACAUAAAAGGAACUGAUGAUACUCAACAAAUUUUCAACGAUGUGCUUCAAAGGAUUAAUAAAACCUGUUAGUAGAUCGUUUUUUUCAUCAAAAAGCUUAGAGAUCAUUAAAUUGUUUACCAUCGGGAAAAGUAAUCCAAUAACCAUCAUGAUCUAACAAGGGUAUCUUAAGUGCUCAUUAAAUUGAAGUCUCAAAGCUAUAUUAAUUUGGUUUAACUCUAGGAUAUUCUGGAUCAUGACUAAAUACCUGCUCUAAUUUCAUCGAUAACUUACGUCAAAAAUUUACCUUGAAAUUGAUAGUCCAACCAAAAGAGUUCAAUUUCAAGUUCAAUCAUCAUCGUUCUGGUGGGAUAAUCUUAUUAAAGGCCUUUUGAUAACUGUGCUAAUCCACUUAUUGAAUACAAAACAAAUUUUUCGAAUUGUUAAAUCAUGAAAUGGGUUAAAAAACCUCAAACAGCUACCGAUUUUCAUGAACAGGACAUUUUUAGCAGUAAAAAGUCCACUAUAACGUUAGUCAUCCCGUUCUUUGAGAAAUGAAAAAGUCAAAUGGCAGCCAAAAUUUCAGUUAGUCCCUUUGCAUUGUUGCUUGAAAUAAUAAAGAAUUACAAGCAUGUCAGAUUUGCCAUAAAAAACUAAAUUGCUAAAUGUAAAAUUAUUAAAAAGCAAUAAUAAAAAUAAAAAUAUCUACAGAGAAUUAUUACAAAGUAAAAUUAUAUGAUAACCCUUUCGCUUGUUAUUAUUAAUAAGAUGGCGCUGAAAUAUGAUAUUCACUCGCUCUAUGAAUAAUGUGCAAUGAUCUUGUAUCAUUUAGUCACUUCUUUAGACAUUAAUUUCACCUUCUAUAGACUUAAGUAGCUUACAUGUGUUACUGUAUCAUCUGACUGUCUCAAAAUUGAGUCUAUUCAAUCAAACCUCUAAAUUGUCCUAGUCUAAUAACAUGAAGAAGUGCAACUUAUGUUAAUUUGUUCUGACAUGUUUGUUUUCCUUAAACUAUUUUACACUCAACUUUAUCAUCUUUUUGAUAAUCUUUGUUAACUGUAUAAAAAAACUCUACUGAGCAAUAUUUUUCCAUCUCGUCAUUUUCCUUCUUAUCUUUUUUUAUUCAUCUUUUUUAUCUUUUUCUUCUUUCACUUGUUCUCUCACCUUGUACUUGUUUUUUCUUAUUAUGUUACGUUUUGAAUAAGCUUUUAAACAGUUAUGUCAUUUGGACAGUUUAUUGAAAUAAAACCACAGCUUCUCAAAAGGAUUGAAAGGUAAA
This is a messenger RNA of Tetranychus urticae (two-spotted spider mite), 2269 nucleotides long. RefSeq names its product nicotinamide riboside kinase 1. The record is from RefSeq and is a predicted model, not a curated record. Lineage: Eukaryota; Metazoa; Arthropoda; Arachnida; Trombidiformes; Tetranychidae.